CUUGGAUACUCAUCAUACCGGCGCGGUAAUUUGUAAACAAGUAAUAAUUUAGGUCUACAAAAUAAUGUUAAAAUGAACAGACAGCAUCAGGAGGUUCAAAUAUGGCUGGAGAAGAUAUUUGGUGACCAGUCUGUACCGUCAUAUGAGCUUAACCAGUUUACUGUUAGUGUGUUGUACAACUUAAUGCACAGAAAUGAACAGAAGGAGAAAGAUUGCCAGCUCCUUAUAGAGGAUCUGAGACAAAAGGCAGAGGAAUACAAUGUAGAAAGCAGACGGAUUGAGAACAUUUUACAGUGUAUCAACUUAACUGCAGCCAGUCUGUCACAGUCUGGACUGAUGAGUUUACGCACUCUAGCAAAUCUUGCAUUAUCCUUGCAAACCAAAGACGCUUCAGAUACCAGUUUCCUGUUGGCACUGCAGCAUCUUGAGGAUGAGAUCAGGAGAACAGAGGAAUCUCGCCGAGCACAACAGAAAAUUCUCAACAGUCUUGUGCAGAAAACAAAAACAGCUGUUUUGAAAUACAGUGCGUUGAAGAAGGCACUUGAGGAUUUAGAAAGAAAAAGUGUAGAGGAACAACCGGAGAUGGAAAAACAUGCCCGAGACACACAGUUUAUCAGGGUUAAAGCUAAAGAGUACAAGUCACAAGUACAGAAGUUAGAGGGUGUUUUAGAAAAGAGUGGUGCAGAUCCCAGUAUUUAUCAUGGAAGUUUGGUACAAAGAGCAGAGGAUUUUGAAAAAUUAAAGCAAGAAAUUGUUCCUAUGAAGAAGAAACUGGACAGCUACAAUGGUUUACCUCCAGAUGCUAUUCAAGCACAUAUGAGAUUGGAUGAAAUAAAAGAUAAAGUAGCCCAUCUUGAAGAGGAACUUACAAAGAAAAUUGAUGUGAUGUUAGUGUGAUCUUUAUGACACGUCUCGUCACAAAACUGCUCUAAACAUUGAAGGAAAAUAUUGUAGAUUUAUAAAUUCUCAUGGUUUAUCAGAGCUCUGGAGAUUAGAUGUUUAUGAGGGUAUUUUCAUAACAAAGCAUAAAAAAUUGGACCCAUGCAUGCUGAUUAUGCAUUUUAAUCAGUUGAGUUUUUUUUCCAAAUGAAUUAAGCACAAACAAACAACAUGUGUGUUUGUAAAAUGCCACAAAGCAGAAUACUUGUAAAUGUUGAAAAACUGACUUAACUGUAAACCAUUUCACAUGUUUAUAAGGUUAGUUAUAACAUGCCACCAGAUAUACCAAGAAUGUCAAAUUGUUUGGCAGUUCUUGCAUUAAGAAGUAAAAAUAUUUGUUCAAGUAAAAUUUAUCAAUAUUGAUCUAUGGAAAGAACUGUAUGUAGAAAUGCUCUUGAAACAUAGGUAGCACAGUAGAAAUCAGCAGUUUUUAAAAUGAAGCACUUUAGCUUUGCAUUAAUAUAUAUUUAUAUUGUGGAUUUAUAAAUUCUCAUGGUUUAUCAGAGCUCUGGAGAUUAGAUGUUUAUGAGGGUAUUUUCGUAACAAAGCGUUAUUACUUUUUAGUGAUUUUUAUACGCCUGAAGAGAUGUGUUAUGUUAUGGUCCCAGUGUCUGUCUGUCCGUCCGUCAGUUAGCAAUUUCGUGUCAGCUCUGUAACUCUUGAACCCUUUGAAGGAUUUCAAAGAAACUUGGCACAAAUGUUCACCACACUGAGAUGACGUGCAGAGCGAAUGUUCCGGAUGAUAGCUUCAAGGUCAAGGUCACAUUUAGGGGUCAAAGGUCAUAUAUGACUUUAAUGUGUCUGCUCUGUAACUCUUGUACUGCUUGAAGGAUUUCAGAGAAACUUGGCACAAAUGUUCACCACACUGAGGCGAUGUACAGAGCGGACGACGCUUCAAGGUCAAGGUCACACUUAGGGGUCUAAGGUCAUAUAAAAAUGACUGCUUUAUGUAUAUUGCUCUGGAUUGCAAUGCUUUUGUUUGGCAGAUCCUUUUUUUUGUUCACUUACAAUAAUUUAUUUUGAUUUACUUCCCUUCCUUGUUACUAUAAAUAGCUUACUUUGUAACUUACUUUAUUAUUGAAUGUAGGGAAAAACUGAGACCACUUUUCUGUGGUACAACUUGGAUGGUAACUCCAAUUUUUAGCUGUAUUUUGACGUACCUUUACCUGGUAAGGAGUUCUUUUUUUGGACUUAGAAUUUUUUUUUGAAUGUGAAGUUUCAUGUAUUACUGUGUGUAAGCUAGUGCAUUACCCAUGUGUAAUUUAAUGCAUUACUGUUUGUAAGAUUGUGCAUUACCCAUGUGUAAUUUAAUGCAUUACUGUAUUAAUCUAGUGCAUUACCCAUGUGUAAUUUAAUGCAUUACUUUGCUUAAACUAGUGCAUUACCCAUGUGUAAUUUAAUGCAUUACUGUGCUUAAUCUAGUGCAUUACCCAUGUGUAAUUUAAAGCAUUACUGUGUGUAAGCUAGUGCAUUACCAAUGUGUAAUUUAAUGCAUUACUGUGCUUAAUCUAGUGCGUUGCCCAUGUGUAAUUUAAUGCAUUACCGUGUGUAAGCUAGUGCUUUACCCAUGUGUAAUUUAAUGCAUUACUGUGUGUAAGCUAGUGCAUUACCCAUGUGUAAUUUAAUGCAUUACUGUGUGUAAGCUAGUGCAUUACCCAUGUGUAAUUUAAUGCAUUACUGUGCUUAAUCUAGUGCAUUACCCAUGUGUAAUUUAAUGCAUUACUGUGUGUAAGCUAGUGCAUUACCCAUGUAUAAUUUAAUGCAUUACUGUGUGUAAGCUAGUGAAUUACCCAUGUGUAGUUUAAUGCAUUACCAUGCUUAAUCUAGUGCAUUACCCAUGUGUAAUUUAAUGCCUUACUGUGUGUACGCUAGUGCAUUACCCAUGUGUAAUUUAAUGCAUUACUGUGCUUAAUCUAGUGCAUUACCCAUGUGUAAUUUAAUGCAUUACUGUGUGUAAGCUAGUGAAUUACUCUCAUGUGUAAUUUAAUGCAUUACUGUGCUUAAUCUAGUGCAUUACCCAUGUGUAAUUUAAUGCAUUUGUAAUUUAAUGCAUCACUGUGUGUAAGAUAGUGUAUUACCCAUGUGUAAUUUAAUGCAUUACUAGGUUUAAGCUAGUGCAUUACCCAUGUGCCCAUGUGUAAUUUAAUGCAUUACUGUGUGUAAGCUUGUGCAUUACCCAUGUGUAAUUUAAUGUAUUACUGUGUGUAAGCUAGUGUAUUACCCAUGUGUAAUUUAAUGCAUUACUGUGCUUAAUCUAGUACAUUACCCAUGUGUACUUUAAUGCGUUUGUAAUUUAAUGCAUUACUGUGUGUAAGCUAGUGUAUUACUCAUGUGUAAUUUAAUGCAUUACUGUGUGUAAGCUAGUGCAUUAACCAUGUGUAAUUAAAUGCAUUACUAUGUGUUCCUACUCAACCUGGCAUCAGUAUCUGUUACGCAUCAACAUCUUGAUUAAAGUUUUGAUACAUUUUAUCUCUUUCAUUAUGCGCCCCUUUGAAGAAGUAGGGGUAUAUUGUUUUGCAGAUGUUGGCCGGUCAGUCGGUCCAUAGACCAAUUGGUUUCCAGAUGAUAACUCGAGAACGCUUGGGCCUAGGAUCAUGAAAGUUGAUAGGGAGGUUGAUCAUGACAAGGAGAUGACACCUAUAGAUUUUAAGAUCAGUAGGUCAAAGGUCAAGGUCACAGUGACCUGGAACAGUUAAACUGAAGCCUGCCCGCCAGCUUAGCUCAAUAGGGAGAGCACAGAUCUACAGAUAGCGGGCCCUGGGCGAAGCUGAUGUUCUCUGUGAUGAUUUGAUGAGACACUGUCUUAAAUAAUUCAUCCUCCACUUCUGAUUCAUGUGGGGAAGUGGCAGUUUCUUGUGGAGAAGAAGUUUGUACUGGUACAGAAAUCCAGGAACACUGGUUAGGUUAACUGCCGGUCGUUACAUAACAGAAAUACUGUUGAAAAACGGUGUUAAACCCAAAACAAACAAACAGUUAAACCGUUUCAGGACGCUAACUUGAGAACGCUUGGGCCUGGGAUCACGAAACUUGAUAGGGAGGUUGAUCAUGACCAGCAGAUGACCCCUUUUGAUUUUGAGGUCAGUAAGUGAAGGUCACAUUUUGACCCGGAACAGUAGAACCUUUUUGCUAAAUAACUAGAGAAUGCUUUAGUCUAAGAUCACAUUUGAUACAGAGGUCUCUUAUGACCCAUAAUUACUGAUUCGAGGUCAGUACGUCAAACGUCCAGUGCACAGUGACCAAAUAAUUUCUGUUCCUUGUGCGGUCACUGUAUGCAUCAAGGGGUGCAUUUCGUGUUCUACGAGCUCUUGUUACUUGAUGGAUUUGCUUUAAACUUAUCAGACCAAUGAGUAAAAUUAUGCGAAGUUAAAGUCGAUUCUUAAUAAGUUAUGUGCUAAAAUACAUUUUUGUAUAUUGAUUAUUGCAUGCAUGUUGUAUACAAACACACUUUGUAUGAAAUGAAUUUGUUGUUAUUGUUGAAUAAAUUUUUUACUUGAAACACA
Mercenaria mercenaria is the source of this 4439-nucleotide messenger RNA. RefSeq names its product HAUS augmin-like complex subunit 1. The record is from RefSeq and is a predicted model, not a curated record. Gene Ontology annotation, cellular component: HAUS complex; cytosol. The transcript is spliced from 9 exons. Gene Ontology annotation, biological process: spindle assembly; centrosome cycle. Lineage: Eukaryota; Metazoa; Mollusca; Bivalvia; Venerida; Veneridae. Bases 73 to 897 code for a protein of 274 amino acids.